UUCUGUUUACUCUUGGAUUGCCCUUUUCUUCGAUUACACAUUUAUCGACCGAAUUAUAUUUACUGUUGAUCGGGAUUUAUGAAUCGGUUCGAGAUUUGGAAGGCAAUUUAAUGCCUGCUUAUGGAAUAUAAUGCGUUGGAGGUUUUGGGAAGCAGUACAUAACAAUAAUAAUAGAACCCGAGGCCGAUAAACAGUGAAGCGGGUCCUCAGGUUUUGACACUUUUCAAAGCAAUUUGUGAACAAACUGCACACAAACAGGGGCUACUGGUAUAAGUUAAAAGACGCCUUGAAGGAGCCAUGACCGGGUUGAUGCGGGCAGCAUCGGGGGUCCUAGCAUUAGUAGUGUUAUUACACCAGCUUGUGAAGGUUGUUGACGGAGAUUGCAUGUACCGGCCCGAUGCGGGUGACGUCAUUGUGUGUAGGAGUUGUUCAAUGGGAAAUCGCGUAUCGGCACACUGCACGCGGGACGCCGACACUCAAUGUACUCCCUGCGAACCAGGAACAUACGCCGACACAUGCAAUGACAACUUCGAGUGUAAGCCGUGUGACACAGAGUGUCGAGGAGAGGGCUGGAUGGUGAGCGUUCCUUGCACCACCACAGCAAACUUACGGUGUAAGUGUGGUCCAGGCUAUCAGUAUCGGUGGAGAAACGGCAUCAUUUACUGCCAGAAAUCACCGCCAACAACAGCGCCACCUGUUACGUCGACACCUCCCACAACCAGACGAGGCGCCCCCACCCGGCAGUUCACGCCAUCAACCAAGACAACCACAACCACAACCAGUAAACCAGUCGCCAGCUCCUCAACCACAGUGAAAGCUAGCGUGGCGCCGCCUAGGGCACUGCAAAAUACAGGUGCCGAAUUUCAACCAAAAUAUGGGGUCCUCUUCUACGUGUUCCACGGGGUUGAAAUCGGAUUGUGUAUCAUCAUUCUUCUCUUUUUAUGCGGAGUCUUAACAAAAUGUCGACCAGUGAAAAAGUCGAGUUUCUUCAAGCCCGGAGUGUUGACGUACCCGGGAUCGAGGCUAGAUGACAUAGAUGGAAAGGUGGAUUACUUGGCCCAGGAGCUCGGCUAUUACCGCCAUGAGCACGCGCCGAGCACGUUAGACAGGAUACUGCAGGCCUUGGAAUUGCGUCGGGGAAUUCAAGUAAUUGACUCCGGUUCCCACUAUCGCCUGCCACCGCCUCACCAUUACAGCAAGGCUUGACUUGUCACGUGGAACAGAGAUCAUUCUGAAAUUGGAGCGUCUAGCGCGAGAUCUGAUUCGAAUGUGCUUUAUAUGCGAGUGAAAAGCACGUCGUUCUCUUGUUACUGAAGCAACACUAGACCAAACUCAAUAUGACGUCACAAACUAGUACGUCCAUGGCGCCAGUGAUGACGUAGGAUGUCUACGUGACGUCAAAAUAUGAGAGUGCGACAAUCUUUCAAACACUGAACCCAAAAUAGGUAAGCUUACCGCUACAUUUCCAUGGUAAAACCCCCUAAACUAUCAUCUGUUAGUCAUGAUAACUAUGCAAGCGAAGCAGAAUCCCUUGACAGGAGCCGUCCAAAAGCCGUUGUAAUGAAAACACUUGCUGCUUAAUUUGGCUUACGUCACGCUGAAGGUUAACCCCAAACAGACAGUGAAUUCGUGGCAGUGACUACGGACAUGUUAUUACUAGGGGUCUAACUUUCCGCCGUUAGAGGGGUAUACUUCUCAAAUCUGCGUAUAGCAAUGUACAUGUACUGUUCUUAAAGUACAUUUCAGCCAGCUUCGUGAUGUUAUAACAAUUUGUGUGCUUUCUCUGGCGGUACAAGAUGAUGAUUAUGUCAGCACCACCUGCCCGUUUUACUUCGAGAGCUUCUAACAGACGCUGCAGCAUUAAGGCGUCUUAUUUAAACUGUUAAGGUACAUGUAUACCCUAAACACCAAUGUAAGGAGAAGUCGGAGGGGGAGGAGGGCGGUGAGGAGACACAGAACAUUCCUCUAAAAGGGACCAGAAAGGGGUAGUGGUAACGGUAAAAUGUUUUACCUCGCAUCGCUCGGCAAAUGUUAGAGAACAGACGGGGGCCAUAAUAUUAACAUAUAUGCAGGGCAUUGGUUUUAAAAAAAUUGGGUUUGUUUCAUGUCGUUCAUUAUACCGUUUUAUAAUUAUAAUAAUUUUAUUUUAUUAUUAUUAUUUU
Molecule: messenger RNA, 2162 nt
Organism: Lingula anatina
Lineage: Eukaryota; Metazoa; Brachiopoda; Lingulata; Lingulida; Lingulidae
Molecular function (GO): protein binding
Source: RefSeq, a predicted model, not a curated record